AUGCUGCACCACGCGAGCAAGCGCCUGGCGCGCGCGGGCUUCGAGGUGCUCGGCGGCUGGCUGUCCCCGGGCGGGCCCGCGCGGGGCCCCGCGCAGGCCCCGCCCCCCGCGCAGGGGCCCCUGAGCGAGGCGUUCCGCCUGCACACCGCGGCCCUCGCCUGCGAGGGCGACGAGCUCGUGAGCGCGUCGCGCUGGGAGGCCACGCUGGGCCGCGCGGCCUCCCCGGGGGAGGUCGUCGCCGCCCUCCGCGCCGCGCUCAACGCCGAGUUCCAGGGGGCGUCCUGGGUGGCGGACGUGCGCAUCUUCGUCGCGUGCCUCGGGGAGGAGGUGAAGCAGUACCAGAGAAUCACGACCGGCGAGAAGCAGGGCCUCGUAGUGGUGCCCAGGCCCGACGAGGAUGACCAAUUGGAGAAGACGAGCUCGCUGAUGUAUGUGGCUGACCCACCGCUGGACCGCCUGACUCUGCUUAGCGACUGUAAACUGCGGGCGGCGAUGAACGCCGGGGACCGCGCCUUCAUCAUCCAGUCGACCACAGAAAGCCUGGCACAGUUCUUGCUGGAGCCCUCCCAGGAAGCAAAGGCCGAGUUUGCGGCAGACUUCGCGAGGCUGGCGCCGACGCCAGAGGGCGCGUGGCCCAGCAAGAAGCUGAUGCAGAGGCUGGCGACGGUCCAGGACAACAGGUACCCCGCGGUGCUGGUGGCGACCGGUGCCAUGAGCCCCGCACACCGGGGGCACGUGCUGAUGAUGUGGGAGGCCAAGGCGCGGCUGGAGCGCUGCGGCUACGCCGUCGUCGGCGCCUGGCUCUCCCCCGGCGGCGCGGCCGCCGCGGCAGCCCACGCGCAGGCGACGGGCGGCCCGCAGCUCAGCUGGGCGUUCCGGCACAUCGCCGCCGAGCUCUCGGUCUGCGACGACGACUUCGUGGCCGUGCGGUCGGUGGAGCCGCCCGAGCCGGGCGGGGCGGCGGCCUCCGCGCAGGAGCUGUGCCGCGAGGUGCAGCAGUACCUGUCGGAGCGCUUCAGCGCCUCCUUCGAGGGCCAGAUGGUGCGCGUCUUCCUCGUCUGCGGCACCGACGUGGCAGAAAAGAGCGGCCUCUACUCCGGCGUCCUUCCGCACCGUGAGCUCGGUGUGGUCAUCGUGCCCCGGGAAGACGAGGAGCCGCGCCUCGAGGUGCCCAGUCAGCUCGUCUACGUGGCGGACCCAAUCCCGGGGGACGCCUGCGCCUUCAGCUCCUCGAGGGUGCGAGCGGCCAUCCGCGAGGGCAGCGUGGCGGCCGCCUCCCAGGAGAUGGCCCCGGCGGCGGCGCGCUACGUGCUGGCCCCGACGCCCGCGGAGCGCAGGGAGAUGUCUGCGGACUACGAGGCGCUGGCGGUCAAGAGCAUGGGGCGUGAGGAGCUAGACCAGUCCAUGGCCAAGCUCAAGGAGACCCUGCGGGCCUGGGCUGGUCCCCAGGGCUGCGUGCGCCAGGCGGAUCUCGCGCGGCUGCUGCACUUCAUCGACCCGUCGUGGACGGAGAAGGAGAUGAACGCCCUCAUGGGCAGCGCCAAGAUCUCCCCCGACGGCACGCUGGUCACGGACGAGUUCAUCGACUGGAUCUUCAACCACUGCCAGGCCUGAGCCUCGGACUGAGCGGCAGCCCUUCCCCGGCGCGGCCCCCCCAAGCUUUCCCCGCCCGGCUCGCCACGGGCCAGGCCCACUGGGUCGGCGAUUCACACUGGAGGAGGAGGAGGGCUCUCCGUCCCUCACCCGGCGCACCUUCUAUGGUCGCACGACGGCUGCAGGGCUCCGCGGCGCGCCCGCCGCGCGCCCGCCCGCGCGCCGCCAAUACGGCUCGCGCCAGGGGCGCGGCGGCCUUCGGACUGGUGGGAGCCCCUGCGGCAGCGCGGCCGCCUUCGCGGCCGGCUCGUCCUCGGCGCCGCCCGUCUGGGACUUCGGCACUUCCUUGAGCUGUCUGGAAAGCC
This is a messenger RNA of Prorocentrum cordatum, 1958 nucleotides long. Lineage: Eukaryota; Dinophyceae; Prorocentrales; Prorocentraceae. The record is from the annotation of a GenBank genome assembly.